GGACUCUUAUUGUGAAAGCGGGAGGAGGCCGGUACAAUGCUUAGUCACGGUGAGUUACAGCUUCCCCCCCCUCCUUCCUAUGUGGCGCACAGCUCGGGAGACCGCGAUGGAGGUAUUGAACUAGACUACUUGUCAGCUGAUCCGACGGCUUCUUAGUGAACACAGCAGUGUAAACACAUUCCUUAGCUGGGCAACCUCUAGGAAGAGUCUCCGGAGAAAGCCACCGAACCCACCCCUCCUCCCCCAUUCCCAAGGGCUCCAAGUUACGCUUAUGACACUUUUGGCACUCUACUGUGUUUUUUUUUUUUCCCUCUUUAGAGUCGACAAGGCUUCUACUGGCUCAUCUACAGUAUCUGCCUCAGCUCUCACCACAACUGCAGCCCCCUGAAGGGAGCUUUAAUUAUUACCUCUUAAAAAUGAAGCAGUAAAUCUGACUUUUUUUCUCUUUCUCUUGAAUAAUCGGUAUGCAAGACUGACCUGUGCGCAUGGUGAAUCUCACAAGCAUUUAAGUUAAUUUGCCAAAAGAAACUCCAAAAAGAUGAUCCCCUAGACAAGAGACAGACUGCUUUCUUUGUCAGGACAGAUUGACACGUUUCUGUAGAUCAACCCAACACCAACAAACAGCUGGAUUAAGAUCCCUUUGAGUUUUUUACUUGUUCAGUUUAUUAUUCUUUCACUUUGUUCUGCAAAGACAACCCACGGGCUAAGGCAGAGGAAUCCAUCCCGAACUCAAGACAUUUUAAUUAUGUUGGAACUGCAACAUGUAAAAGUGCCACCAGCCAUGACUGGCAGCUCACACACAAGUCUUUAGUAAUGCCAUAAUGAGCAAUAUGGCUGGACUCAAGUACUGAACAGAGCAAGGAAAUCCUCAUGUACGUAUAAAACAAACUUAAACUCUUCCACAAAAACCCAGGAGAGCCAGGAGCCUUCUGCAGAGUCGUCUGCCAACUUUCAGUUCAAACUCUUAUUUUACCGAUGCCUGCGCCUGGUGCAAGGAUGCCCCAAAACACCGCCCGCUGUUCUUGAGAAAGCGAGUAAGGAGGAGGAGAACGGGUAGGAAAUGACAGAGUGCCUGACAGAAUGCAAAGCGCUGGUGACUCCGUCCACGCGCAAUGGCCACCGCGUCUUCAGCUACACACUAGAGAGUCACACGGCAGCCGCCUUUGCCAUCAUGAACGAGCUGCGUCUGGAGCGUCAGCUGUGCGAUGUGACGCUGCGUGUGCGCUACAAAGACCUGGAGGCGGUGGACUUCGUGGCUCACAAGGUGGUGUUGGCCUCCUCAUCCCCAGUCUUCAGGGCCAUGUUCACCAACGGGCUGAAGGAGUGCGGUAUGGAGUUGGUGCCCAUCGAGGGGAUCCAUCCCAGGGUUAUGGACCGACUAAUAGAGUUUGCCUACACGGCCAGCAUCUCCGUAGGGGAGAAGUGUGUGAUUCACGUGAUGAACGGCGCUGUCAUGUACCAGAUAGACAGCGUGGUCAAGGCCUGCUGCGAUUUCCUCGUCCAGCAGCUCGACCCCAGCAACGCCAUCGGAAUCGCCAACUUCGCUGAGCAGAUUGGCUGCACGGAGCUACACCAGAAGGCUCGCGAAUACAUCUACAUGAACUUUAGCCAGGUAGCGACCCAAGAGGAGUUCUUCAACUUAUCCCACUGUCAGCUCGUCACCCUCAUCAGCCGCGAUGAGCUCAACGUGCGCUGUGAGUCCGAAGUCUUCCAGGCGUGUGUGGCCUGGGUGCGCUAUGACCGGGAGAACCGAAGACCGUAUGUCCAGGCCUUACUCCAGGCUGUCCGCUGCCAUUCCCUCACCCCCAACUUCCUGCAGGCCCAGCUCCAGUCUCUGGACUGGGACCCCCAGUGUAAAGACUACCUGGCUCAGAUCUUCCAGGAUCUCACCCUCCACAAACCCACCAAAGUCAUUUCUUGUCGAACACCCAAGGUGCCACAGCUCAUUUACACAUCGGGGGGUUACUUCCGUCAGUCUCUCAGCUACCUGGAGGCGUAUAAUCCCUGUACAGGAGCCUGGCUGAGGCUAGCUGACCUGCAGGUGCCCCGGAGUGGCCUUGCAGCCUGUGUGAUCAGUGGGCUUUUCUAUGCUGUUGGUGGAAGAAACAACGCGCCUGAUGGAAACAUGGACUCAAAUGCGUUGGACUGCUACAAUCCCAUGAACAACUGCUGGCUUCCGUGUGCACCAAUGAGCGUACCCAGAAACCGAAUCGGAGUUGGUGUCAUCGAUGGCAUGAUAUAUGCCGUUGGUGGAUCUCAUGGCUGCAUUCAUCACAAUAGUGUUGAAAGGUAUGAUCCAGAAAGGGACCAAUGGCACUUGGUAGCCCCCAUGUUGACAAGACGUAUUGGUGUGGGUGUUGCAGUCAUCAACCGGCUGCUUUAUGCUGUGGGAGGGUUCGAUGGGGCCAACAGGCUCAGCUCCUGUGAGUGUUACAAUCCUGAGAGGGACGAGUGGAAGACCAUGGCACCCAUGAACACCGUGCGCUCCGGAGCCGGUGUGUGCUCACUGGGGAAUCACAUCUUUGUGAUGGGCGGCUACGAUGGCACCAACCAGCUGAACACAGUGGAGCGCUAUGAUGUGGAAACUGAUACGUGGAGCUUUGCUGCCUCCAUGAGGCACCGACGCAGUGCUCUGGGAGUCACUGCAUUACAUGGACGCAUUUAUGUAAUGGGAGGUUAUGAUGGCAACACUUUCCUGGACAGCGUGGAGUGCUACGACCCAGAGAAAGACACCUGGGCGGAGGUGACACACAUGACGUCAGGACGGAGCGGCGUAGGCGUGGCCGUCACCAUGGAGCCGUGCCAGAAAGAGUUGCCACAGUGUCAGAAGUCUGAGAGGGAGAAUGGGGCUGCAUCACCGGGCUAUCAGUCCACCAACUCCGGUUUCAGCUGUCACCACAAUCAGCGGCACGACGGGCCCUUCGGCAAAGGCACAUGAGGAUCAUCGCUAGACCCUGUCACACACGCACAUACACAGACGAGCACCCUGAAACUCCACUCAGUCUUCCCAAAUUGAAAUUAAGACCCUCAACUGAUUAGAGACAGAGGUGAGCUAAAACACCACGUGCUGCCUCAUUGAUUAUAGAGAUCAGACUUGAUAUGAUUUUUUUCCUUUAAAACUAAAUCAGUAACACUUUAUUUUAAAAGUGCAGUGUUGAUACUCCUCAAUAAGGUGACACAAAAGUCAUGAGUAUCCACAUUGGAAUAUCCUAAUAAAGUAUGCCCCCAGAUCCUACAUUCAGGUUUCCAAGACCUGAAAUUUGAUUAAUUUGUUUGUGGUAAAUCUGACAGACCUCAGUUGAAGUCCUCAGUCGGACCAUUAUCUCCCAGGUUUGAGCCAUGGGAGGAAAGGGCUGCAUACUAAAAAGGGCCAUUCUCUGGCUCAAAGAUGGGGCUCAUCAGGGGCUCUUUUACUUUAAGAGCAGCCAUAGCAAAAGUUAAAUCUGAGGGGAGGGGAAAAAAAAGUUCAAAUGGUCCCAUUUUGUAAAAAAAAAAAUAUUAAAAAGUAGCGUUGUCAGCAUAGGCAGUAGAGUUCAAAGUGCCAUUAACAAUGCCUGUGGGCAUUACUGUCAUCAGUAUGUUGUCUUGAGAUGCUUUGAUGGAAAGGCACAGACAGAGUCACAGUGUGGUGUGUAGAUAAUUAUAAAGUUAACCCAGAUAGCCACAAGAUGAAGCUUAUACAUGAUGAUGGGCCUCAUGCAAGAACAUUUUCUGUAUUUCUCAUCCUGAACCUCUCUUUACUUUUUCCAGUACAAACUUAAGCAGACUUUCUUAACUGCACAAACUAAUAACCAACACUCCCAAAUUGCUAUAGAAGGUUACUUGUUCUGCUUUGUUUUGGGACAAGUUUAAUUCACCCAAGAGUAAAAUAAAAACAGUUUCAUACUGUGGUGUCUGUAGUCGUAUGGUGGACCAAAAAAAAAAUAUAUAUAUAUAUAUUACUAUAGCUGUGUCAUUACAAAGCGAUGCCAUGACAGAAAUUCUCAAAAGUAGUCCAUGACUGAAUGAGAGGCGGCAUUCAAGGGAGCAUGACACUCGUCGAGAUGGGCUUGAGAAUGUAUUCCAUUAAACAGAAGGUGAUGUUAAACUGUUGGGUGUUAUAAUGAAGGGUGUUCAUCUGUAUAAGCUCCAAAUUCAUUCAGAGUAAGGCAUCUUCAAACACAUAUAUAUUCUCUCCCUGUAGAGAGGCAGUGUAUCUGUACAUGACUCAUGCGACAGGCCUGGACCACCCCUGACUUUUGUUUGUACAUGAGAAAGUCAUUGCCACACAUUCUCUUAAAUCACUCAUACCUCAAUUUUAGGAUUUCAUCUCUUCACAUCAGUGGUUCUCGCAUGAGGCCCAAAGUCACAAAAUCAAGUGCUGGUACAAGAGAAGCAGGACCUUACAGUAACUGCAUAGUAACAAAAGUGCCCUCUCUCUAAUAGCCACUAUGUUCAUUAAAAUGUGAUUUUUUUGGAAAAGGUGUUGGCAGAUUAUUGAGUGUUGCCUCUUGUAAGGCUACCAGAGAGUCUGGUCCAGUAUAUUUGGUAUGUGGAGUGCCAAGAGAAUGAAGAAACCAGUUCUGACUGUGUUUAGAGGAAAGGGAAUACUGUAGCAUUUAACUUCAAACAUCUCACUGAAUGUGUUUUAUAAAAACACUAAUUACUGACACAAUUGAGAACCUCCCCUUACAGUUGACUUCUUGGUUUUUCACUUCCACGAGACCUCAGAAACAGAAGUGACCAUGUUUGUGCAUUAGUGUUCAGAUAGUGUAUGCUAAUGACAAAAAAAAAACUUGCUUAAAGAAGUGUAUUUGUAACAGCAAUUUAAGCUACAAAGGUUUUUAAGUGAUGUUUUGUACAUUGAUAUUCUAAGUCUUGUACAGAAUUUCAGAGCUCACUUUUUUAUUUAUUUGUUCAGAUUCUUUUGGUUUUCUCGUUCCUCUAAACUGACAUCAGCUUUGUAUUGAAUUGGACUCUGGUGUUGUGUUUUUGAAUAACUAGCAUGCAUUGUAAUUAAGUAGGAAUGCCUGUUAAUGCUAAUUUUGGAUGUUUGUAAAAAAUUUGCUUCACUCUGAAAGGGACUUUUUUUCCUGUCUGUCAGUAGUUGGAAUGGAAAUUAGAAUAUUUAAGGUCUGCUUUGUACAUUUUUUUUUCCAGCAAAAAAAUACCCUGUACAAUAAUACAUUGUAAAGUAAAAUAUAUGUUUAUUGUAA
This is a messenger RNA of Morone saxatilis (striped sea-bass), 5195 nucleotides long. RefSeq names its product kelch-like ECH-associated protein 1b (gene keap1b). Gene Ontology annotation, molecular function: protein binding. NCBI's taxonomy places the organism in Eukaryota, Metazoa, Chordata, Actinopteri, Moronidae. The transcript is spliced from 7 exons. The record is from RefSeq and is a predicted model, not a curated record. The coding region runs from base 1061 to 2938 and encodes 625 amino acids.